AUGGUAGAGUCUCAUGAAGCCAAAGCCAAUAACCUUAAGGUUAUUUUCCUUCCCUUCUUAUCUACAAGUCACAUAAUUCCUAUGGUUGAUAUGGCAAGGGUAUUUGCUAUGCAAGGUGUUGAUAUCACCAUAAUCACCACCGCAGGCAACGCUGCAAUUUUCCAAAAGUCCAUCGACCGCGAUUUCAAUCGUGGUCGCUCCAUACGAACACAUGUUUUGGAGUUUCCAGAUAAACAAGUUGGUCUUCCAGUUGGGGUGGAAACCUUCAAUGCCGAUACUCCUCCUGACACGCCUCCGAAGAUCUAUUAUGGACUUGCAAUUCUACAGCCACAAAUAGAGAAUCUGUUUUUAGAGUUACAAGCUGAUUGCAUAGUAAGUGAUAUGUUUCAUCCGUGGACUGUAGGAGUUGCAGAAAAGUUAGGCAUUCCGCGGAUUAUUUUCUAUGCUGCGAGUGUUCUCUCUCGAUCUGCGGUUCACACGUUGGAACAACAUGCAAGUCACACUAGGGUGGACCGUGAUUCUGACAAAUUCACGAUGGUAGGGUUGCCACAUAAAUUGGAGAUGACUAGAUUGCAGUUACCAGAUUGGAUGAGAAAGCCAAAUGCUUAUGGACAGUUAAUGAAGGUGAUCAAUGAUUCAGCUACAAGAAGUUAUGGCGCAGUAUUUAAUAGCUUUUACGAUUUCGAGGGUGCUUAUGAAGAGCAUUACAAGAAUGCAUUUGGAACAAAGUGUUGGAGCUUAGGACCAGUUUCAUUAUGGGCAAAUCAAGAUGUUUCUGAUAAGGAAGAAAGAGGAGACAAGAGAGUAGAAGAAGGAAAUAGUGACUUGCUUAAAUGGCUAAACUCCAAGAAAGAGAAUUCUGUUCUCUAUGUAAGUUUUGGCAGCUUAAACAAGUUCCCAACAUCUCAACUCAUUGAAAUAGCUCAUGCACUUGAAACUUCAAGCCAUGAUUUCAUUUGGGUUGUUCGUAAAAAUAAUGAUAAAGAAGGUGAAGGAUUUAUGGAGGAGUUUGAAAAGAGAGUGAAAGAAAGCAAUAAGGGUUAUUUGAUAUGGGGUUGGGCUCCCCAAUUGUUAAUACUUGAGAACAAAGCUAUUGGAGGAAUGGUGAGUCAUUGUGGUUGGAAUACAAUAGUUGAAAGCAUGAAUGUUGGUUUGCCUAUGGUGACUUGGCCUUUGUUUGCUGAACAUUUUUUUAAUGAGAAGUUGGUUGUUGAUGUGUUGAGAAUUGGGGUAUCUGUUGGGGCCAAAGAAUGGAGAAAUUGGAAUGAGUUUGGGAGUGAGGUUGUGAAAAGGGAAGAAAUUGGAAAGGCUAUUGCUUUGGUUUUGGAAAAUGGAAAAGAAGCUGAUGAGAUGAGAUCAAGAGCCAAAGCUUUGAGUGAGGAUGCAAAGAAAGCUAUACUUGUUGGUGGGUCUUCUCAUGAAAAUUUGAUGCAACUAAUUCAUGAGCUUAAGUCACUCAAACUUCAAAGGCUCAAGGUCAAUACAAAAGAUCUUUGA
Molecule: messenger RNA, 1497 nt
Organism: Medicago truncatula (barrel medic)
Lineage: Eukaryota; Viridiplantae; Streptophyta; Magnoliopsida; Fabales; Fabaceae
Product: soyasapogenol B glucuronide galactosyltransferase
Exons: 2
Coding region: 1-1497 (498 amino acids)
Molecular function (GO): UDP-glucosyltransferase activity
Source: RefSeq, a predicted model, not a curated record